Molecule: messenger RNA, 1089 nt
Organism: Fusarium pseudograminearum CS3096
Lineage: Eukaryota; Fungi; Ascomycota; Sordariomycetes; Hypocreales; Nectriaceae
Exons: 1
Coding region: 1-1089 (362 amino acids)
Source: RefSeq, a predicted model, not a curated record
AUGUCUUGUCCUGCACGUGUCCAUCCACUAUGCAAACCCAAAAACCACCGUGUACCGGUCCCACGAUGGCAUCUUAGCCUUCCUGAGGGUGUCACGCAUGUCUGCACCGCGUACAUCGGAGUCCAAAAACACUGCGAUACUCCGGAAGCUGGCGAUGCUCGAGAUGAAUCUAUUGCAAUAAUUCAGCCAUGGCUACAAGGAGAUACUGGUCCACUGGCACAUGAGACGUUUACUGUCAUUGAUGGAUGUGAUACACAGGAAACAACUAUCUGGAUCUGUUAUUGGGACGACAAGACAGCAUAUGAGAAGAGUCUAGAUCGACUUUCGCUCAAGUCAAUCUACUCCCGCUUACCGAACCCAGGCCGCGCCUCAGUAGGCAUCUGGCGUGAAGCCUUUGUCACAGAAUAUUCCCGACUUGAGACAAAUUACUCAGGCCUCGACUAUCUCCCUGGUCUCGCAAAGCUCCCCGGUGCAACGUUCCCAGAACAUACUUUAUCAGCCUACUGGGGCGCCGCCAGAGACAGAAUCCCUAAUUCUGCCUACGAUCUCUUUCCUCCUUCGUCAGACCACACUCCUCCAACCACAGCACCCAAGGGUCUAGGUCAGUACCUCAUCGGCACCAACGCCGAGAACGUUGCGCACAUCCGCUCAGGUCAAUUCUGGGAAAACUGCGGCCAAGAAGAAGCCGACUCGUACAACACGAAACUCGAGCCCACGCUCCGAUCUGGUCUCGAGUACCUGUGGGAAAACUCUCCCGACACUGGAGCUCUUGGGCUACGCUACCUCCAAAACCAAGACCCUUCUUCGCCCGAGAGUGUCCCCAGAAAGGAAUCUUGCGGCGCGGGUUUCUUUACCAAUCUUGAAGCUCUCGAGACAUGGGCCAAGAGUCACAAAUCUCACCUUGCUAUAUACCGGGGUGCGCUUACACAUUACAAGGCCUUUGGAGAGGACAGGAAGUUUAGAACGUGGCACGAAGUCUCUGUGUUGAAGGAAGGAGAUGCGAGGUUUGAGUACAUGAACUGUGUGCCCAAGACAGGCGUGAUUUUGAGCGUGCCUCUCGAGGUGGAGAACACGGAGGGGGCGCCUUAA